Brettanomyces nanus is the source of this 1896-nucleotide messenger RNA. RefSeq lists its product as uncharacterized. The transcript has a single exon. NCBI's taxonomy places the organism in Eukaryota, Fungi, Ascomycota, Pichiomycetes, Pichiales, Pichiaceae. Gene Ontology annotation, biological process: transmembrane transport. Bases 1 to 1896 code for a protein of 631 amino acids. Gene Ontology annotation, cellular component: membrane. The record is from RefSeq and is a predicted model, not a curated record. Gene Ontology annotation, molecular function: myo-inositol:proton symporter activity.
AUGACAACUACUGCUACUGAUCCUGCGACUAACAACAACGACGGUGGACUAUUUGAGAAUAGAUCAUCCGGUUCUUCCAUCGACCCUGAAAAGGUUUCUGUGGAAUCUGGAGAUAACAAUAAUUCCCAAGCUGGAAAUUUAUUGACGAACUACACAGAAGAAGAGGUGAUGAAUAUGGGUCGCGCUUAUGCUAAGGAGAGUAAUUUGGACCAGGAGCUUUUUGCCAAAGCUGCUGCCAUAGCCAGAGAUCCAUCUGGUUAUAACUCGAUGGCUUUUUUGAGUGAGGAAGAAAAGCAGGGUCUUUAUUCCGAAGCUGAACACCCAUGGAGAUUACCGAAGAAGUUAUAUUGGUUGGUCUGUACUGCCUCGAUGGCUGCUUGUAUGCAAGGUAUGGAUGAGACCGUUAUUAAUGGUGCUAACUUGUACUAUCCAUCUGCAUUUGGUAUUGGUGGUAACAGUGACAGAGACAAGUGGCUUGUGGGUCUUGUCAACUGUGCUCCUUACUUAUGUUGUGGUUGUAUUUCCUGUUGGAUGACUGACUGGAUGAACUGGCAUUUCUCUAGAAGAGGAACCAUUUUUAUCUGCUGUGUUAUUGGUGUUCUUUGCUGUCUUUGGUCUGCCUUGACUAAUACUUGGUGGCAUUUAUUUAUCGCCAGAUUUUUCCUCGGUUUUUCUAUCGGUCCAAACAGUACUACUGUUCCUGUCUACUCCUCUGAGAGUGCACCAGCCAAAAUUAGAGGCUCCUUAGUGAUGAACUGGCAGGUUUGGACUGCUUUUGGUAUUAUGCUUGGUUAUGUGUUUUCCCUUGCUUUCUACAGAAUUCCUGCUCGCGGCAUCGGUGAUGGCCUUUCCUGGAGAUUGAUGCUUGGUUCGGCCAUGCUUCCAUCCAUUAUUCUUAUGUGUCAAAUUCCAUUCUGUCCCGAAUCUCCUAGGUGGUUGAUGGGUAAAGGUAGACAUAGAGAGGCCUUUGAGUCCCUUCAGCAGCUUAGAAACAGUGAUUUACAGGCUGCAAGAGAUGCAUUUUACGCCAAUAUCCUUAUUAUGGAGGAAGGUUCCACCAAGGCUUCGUUCUUCUACAAGAUUGGGGAGAUGUUUGCCGUUAGAAGAAAUAGAAACGGUGCUAUGGGUGCUUGGAUUUGCAUGUUCAUGCAACAAUUCUGUGGUAUCAACGUCAUCGCUUACUAUUCAUCCAGUAUCUUCCUUAAUUCUGGUUUCAGUGAGAGGGACUCGUUGAUUGCAUCUUGGGGUUUCGGUAUGCUUAAUUGGGUGUUUGCUGCUCCUGCCUUCUUCAUGAUCGACAAGUUUGGAAGACGUUCCUUACUUCUAUUUGCUUUCCCAUUCAUGGCUGUUUUCCUAUUAAUGGCUGGUUUUGCCUUUUGGAUUCCGGAAACCAAUGAGAAUGCAAGACUUGCUGUCAUUUGUUUGGGUAUCUACCUCUUUACCAUUGUUUAUUCUUCAUCUGAAGGUCCAGUUCCUUUCACUUACUCUUCGGAGUGUGCUGCCUUAUAUGUUAGAGAUGUUACAAUGUCCUUUGCUACGGCUACUUGCUGGUUCUUCAAUUUUGUUUUAUCUUUGACUUGGCCUUCACUUCUAAAAGCUUUCAAGCCUCAAGGUGCCUUUGGUUGGUACGCUGCUUGGAAUGUCGUCGGAUUUUUCUUGGUUCUUUGGUUGUUACCUGAAACUAAGAAUUUGACUUUAGAAGAGUUGGACGAUGUCUUUGAUGUUCCAGCACAUCAGCAUGCUGUCUACCAAACCAAGGCCUUCUACAACGCUUUCCAAAGACGGAUCUUGCACCAGAAAGUUGAAAAGCUUCCUCCUUUAUAUCAGAUCCAUAGAAUGGCUAUUACAAACACCUCUUGGGAAGAAAAGAAGCAAACUGUUACUCAUGUGGAGUGA